AGUUUGUUUUCAGCUCCCAGUUCACUGUAGCUCCUCUGCCAGAGAGGACUCACCCAGCCACCAUCAAACACAUUCCCCUCUCACUGCACGACAGCUGACAACACCUUUUAAUUUUCUCGGCAGCACCACACACUCACACAGCCUGAUCCAAGAGAGAGCGAGAGAGAGAGCAACCCGGCUGAGUUUGUGCUGCUCACACACUCACAUGCAGACGCACCAUCUUUGAGGAAGCUGGUCCGAGGCUGGAGACGCUGACUCGAGAAUGGAAUGGAACUUCGGAAGGAUGGAGAGUGAACUGAGGCACAUCAACCCUGACCUGCUGCAGCCCAGCAAGAGCUUCAAGAAGCCCUCCUCGGGCACCAUCACCCUCAAUGUCGGGGGGUUCCUGUACACCGCCCAUCGCACCACCCUCUCCAAGCACCAGGGGUCCUUCCUGGAAGAGGUGGCCAAUGGCAAGAAGGCGGUUCAGCACACCGACUCCAUGGGUAACCCGUUCAUCGAUAGAGAUGGUCCAGUUUUUCGCCAUGUGCUCAACUACCUGCGAACUGGUGAGCUCCAGCUACCUGACGACUUCCGGGAGGCAGGGCUCCUGCGGCGGGAGGCCAACUUUUACCAUCUGAGCGAGCUCGUGGAAGCGGUGGUCGACUGGGAGGGCCAGAGGGCGGCCCAGAAAGAACCUGCAUUUUUGGAGAUGACAGACAGCCAUGAGAGGUCGCAGGGCCUCAAGGUGUACUGCAGCGACCCCACCUUCAUCGACAAGGUGAAGGGCCGGCUGGUCCAGGUCUCCAAGAGCCGCCUGGACGGCUUCCCGGAGGAGUUUGAGGUGUCGUCCAACGUGAUCCAGUUCCGGCACUUCAUCAAGUCGGAACCCGGCUCGCGGCUUGUCCUGAAGGAGGACAGCACUUUCUUGUGCACGCUUGACUGUCUGAAACUGGAGACGGUGAUGCUGGCACUGAGAUCGGGCUUCAAACUGGUCACCAGUCUCGACAGCAGCAAAGGAUCAGUGGUGGCGGCUGAGGCCCUUCACUUUGUCAAGUAGGCACGGAGGCAAACCGAGAGAGGAGGAGAAGAAGCGGCGGAGAAAUAAAAGAGUAGUGGCUGAUUCCACAUCAACCCUGCUAAUGUAAGGUAUUGGCUUGAAGGUAGUGUAAUGUGUCAACAGGUGGACGGGACUGUAUCACAGGACCAACCUUUGCACUGCUUUGUAAGCUAGCAUGUAUAGAAUUUAGAGCUACUCAGCAUUAAUGCUAUCUAAAUUGGAUGUGAAGAGAUAUCCUACGUGUAAGCACCGCUCUAAUCUAGAAGAAAAUUUUCUACGGAGAAGACAAAGGGAUCAAACAUCAACCGUUUCAUCAGUGGAUUCGUCUCUGCACAAUAACUGCUUCUGCCGUGAUGUGCACUGUGGUGCCAUUCAGCUUUUACUACAGUUUGCGCGCCCGUGUGUGUGUGUACGUGUGUUGCUUUACCCUGUGUGAGCAGUGUUUAGUUGGUUUAAUAGCUUGUGUUUAGUUUAUUAGCCUGAAGGAGCCUGAAGGGAAAACCAGAGAGCGCUGUGGUUGCCCUGGAUGGACAAACAAACCUCACACCCUAAUCAGACUCAAGCGGCUUGAACUGUUUCUCACAACGUGUCGACAAGUUGACUUCAGGUGCAAAGAACCGUGAUUAUUGUAAGGGCUUUGAAUCCAGCAUGAUGCAUGUGCACCGGAUGAACUGUGUGCUUGUUAAGUGCUGUGAGCCUCUGUGAGCCGGUGCCACAACAAUGUCUAUGAAUAUUGUGAAUAUUUUCAAAUAAAAGUGACGAUGAAACUAUUGGGUCAAAGUGUUUUGAAGGGUGUCUGGUUUAAAGCAACUGUAUUAUCUUGAUGUAAAGUUUGAUUAUAUCUUAUAUGUAUAGGUUUGUAGAUAUUCCUACAGAUACACAGGUAAAAACAUUAUGCACUCACACUGACACACACACACACACAAUAAGAUAAGUGUAUAUUAGAAUGCACGGUCCGAAGUCAGAGCAGACUAGAUGUUGAAAUAUUCAUUCAGUGCUGUGAUUUCUGUUGUUCCUUGUCCAUAUUUGGUGUUAAGUUCAUCUUCACAAAGGUUCUCUCUGGUUGUGGACAGUGAGAAAAAUGUGAUCACAGCCAUUUUUUUAAAUGAAUCUCUUAAUAAAAC
Molecule: messenger RNA, 2163 nt
Organism: Platichthys flesus (European flounder)
Lineage: Eukaryota; Metazoa; Chordata; Actinopteri; Pleuronectiformes; Pleuronectidae
Gene: kctd4
Product: potassium channel tetramerization domain containing 4
Exons: 1
Coding region: 263-1039 (258 amino acids)
Biological process (GO): protein homooligomerization
Molecular function (GO): protein binding
Source: RefSeq, a predicted model, not a curated record